CCCUUGCAUUGCACAAUACUUGAUUGGCACUCACCCCCUUAGAGGAGGAGUUUGCUGCAUGUCUCUUUCAGCAGGGGUGACGGCCGCUCUCUCUCUCCUGCUCCAGUAACUGGAGGCACAAGUUCCUUCUUCCCCAGCCUCAACUUCAUUUUUCAGAAGGUCUGGCGGUUUUCUGCUGCCACAGCCAUGGCACCCAAAAAGAGCAAGGCGACCAAAAAGAGUAAAGGAGACAUAAACGAUAUGACCAUAAUGGUUGAGAACAGCCCAGUCAACAAGAUUAAUGGGUUAAACACUCUAUUAGAAGGAGGAAAUGGCUUCAGCUGCAUUUCAACCGAAGUCACUGAUUCUGUUUAUGCCCCAAACCUCCUGGAGGGUUUGAGUACCAUGAGACAGGACAGCUUCCUCUGUGAUCUAACAGUCGCCACCAAAUCAAAGUCAUUUGAUGUCCACAAAGUUGUCAUGGCCUCCUGCAGCGAAUACAUCAGAAACAUCUUGAAGAAGGAUUCAACCCUCCAGAAGAUCGACCUGAACGACCUCUCACCAGUCGGCCUCGCCACUGCAAUUACAUACGCAUACUCAGGAAAGCUCACCCUGUCGCUCUACAGCAUCGGCAGCACCAUCGCUGCAGCCAUGCUGCUGCAGAUCGGCACCUUAGUGAAGAUGUGCAGCGAUUUCCUCAUGCAGGAGCUCAGCGUGGAGAAUUGCAUGUAUGUGGCCAAUAUCGCCGAUGCCUACGACCUCAAAGAAACCAAGGAGGCAGCUCAGAAGUUCAUGCGCGAGAACUUCAUCGAGUUUUCUGAGAUGGAGCAGUUCCUGAAGCUCACCUAUGAGCAGAUCAGUGAAUUCCUCUCGGACGAUUCCCUGCAGCUCCCCUCUGAGGUCACAGCCUUCCAGAUCGCCAUGAAAUGGUUGGACUUUGACGACAAGAGGUUGAAGUACGCAGCAGAUCUCCUGACUUACAUCCGCUUCGGCACUAUCUCUGCCCAAGACCUGGUGAAUCACGUCCAGAGUGUUCCUAGAAUGAUGCAAGACCCUGAGUGCCACCGUCUCCUUGUUGAUGCCAUGAAUUACCAUCUGCUGCCAUACCAACAGAACAUCCUCCAGUCACGCAGAACAAAGGUACGCGGAGGCCUCAGAGUGAUUCUCACAGUUGGUGGACGCCCUGCCUUGACAGAGAAAUCCCUCAGCAAAGACGUCCUCUACAGAGAUGCAGAUAACGUGUGGAAUAAGUUGACAGAAAUGCCAGCAAAGAGCUUUAAUCAGUGUGUGGCUGUGCUGGAUGGCUUCCUGUAUGUGGCAGGUGGUGAGGACCAGAAUGAUGCAAGGAACCAGGCUAAACAUGCUGUUAGCAACUUCUGCAGGUAUGACCCCCGCUUCAACACUUGGAUUCACAUGAACAAUAUGAUCCAAAAGCGCACCCACUUCAGCCUCAACACCUUCAACGGCCUCUUGUUUGCUGUCGGAGGCCGAAACGCUGAUGGUGUUCAGGCCUCCGUGGAGUGCUACGUGCCCUCCUCAAACCAGUGGCAGAUGAAGGCUCCCAUGGAGGUGCCUCGCUGCUGUCAUGCUAGCUCAGUCAUCGAUGGCAAGAUCCUGGUAUCUGGAGGUUACAUCAACAACGCCUACUCCAGAGCUGUGUGCUCUUACGACCCGUCCACUGAUACGUGGCAGGAUAAGAGCAGUCUGAGCUCACCUCGAGGCUGGCACUGCGCCGCCACCAUUGGAGACCGAGCCUAUGUGAUUGGUGGCAGCCAGCUGGGAGGCCGUGGGGAGAGGGUGGAUGUCCUGGCUGUUGAAUCUUACAACCCUCACAAUGGGCAGUGGAGCUACUGCGCGCCUCUGCACACGGGGGUGAGCACAGCCGGCAUUUCCAUUUCGAACAACAAGGUCUAUCUCCUCGGGGGCUGGAACGAGGGUGAGAAGAAGUACAAGAAAUGCAUUCAGGUUUACAACCCUGACCUCAAUGAAUGGACUGAGGAUGAUGAGUUGCCAGAAGCUACAGUCGGCAUUUCAUGCUGUGUUGUCAACAUACCCACACGGAAAACACGAGAGUCCAGAGCCAGUUCAGUCUCAUCUGCACCAGUCAGUAUAUAAAGAAUCAACUGAUAGCAAUGACGUAGUUUGCGUGCCUAAAGGUCUCCAGCUUGUCUGUUGCAUAAUCUUGUUUGAUGACUCUCUUACAAAUUGAUCAUCAGCUUUCUUUAGAUUAACCAGUUAACAAACGGUUUGCAAGGAUUACUAAUUUGGGAACAUGUUCUUGUAAAAUAUUUUUAAAGCUUGGUUUAUUCGAAGCAGCUUAAUUUGAAACCAGAACUGAAUUCAAUAGCCACAUUUAAUAAUUAGCAUAUUUGGCUUUGCUAAAGCCAGAUAAUGAUCAUUCUUAGAGAAAUUUAAUUCUGGGGCCAAUUUAGCUGGCAUAAUUUCAUUAAUCCUGCUUCUACAGAAAAUAUAAUAUUAAAUAAAACUCAAAUGAAAAGUAUUUUAAAAAUGCAAAAAAUUGUGUUUAAAUUAAUCUAGAACAUAAUGUUUUGGGUUUUUUUUUACCCAGUACCAUGGAAGUUAUUCUGGAUUUUGCGACAGUCCUGUUUAUGGGGACUAUAGCUACUGUGAUUCUCACAUACUUGAACAGAAUAAGAAGCUGAAGCUGGAAUAAGUGAAUAAGUGUUGGUUUCACCUACCGGGAGUAGGUGGCUGUGAUAAGCGUUUAAACGCACCACACAGUUAGACUGCAGUUUCUCCACAUGUCUCAUGUGCAGUUCUCGGUAGUCUUGUGUCGUAUGUUUGUGUCAUCGUCAUCUAACACUAUCCGUGUGAACACAACAGUCUGUUAGGAAAAUAUUGCAAUGAAGAGGGUUGAAUGGGUUGAGAAGUGACAGCAAUAAACUAUUUUGUAAAAAAGAAAAAGAAAAAUAUAACUGGGGAAUGAUGUUCAGAGCCUGAGCUGUCCUGGAAGUCAGCACUCGUGAAUUCCCUGACUGCUCAUGUCUUUCCAUUUUUUGUUUUUAAAUUAAAGAGAUGAAAUGUAAGCUGUUUUGAGAUGUGGUCAUUUAUUUAAAACAGUUUCCAUGCAAAGUGUAUGUUUAAUUUAUUUCUUACUUUAAAAAAAGCAAAGGCAUGCAUUUAUGCGACAAACCUAAUUACAAAAAUAGCUCUGGUCUGUUUUUGACAACUUUAAAUCUCAACAAUCCACAAAUGUGCAGUUACACUGGAUUAUUUUGCUGUUUUCAAAUAACUCAUAUCUGCACUGCCUUCAUUUAGUAAAUUGAAAGUUCCUUUAAAAUCACAGUAAAAUGCUAGCAGCUGUGGUCACCAGUAUUUUAUUGUAUUUGUAGAGUCUUUAAACAAUAAUUUAUUUAAACAGUUAACUCCUAUACAAUUGACAUACAUUAAUUGAUACAGUACUCUACAGUAAAACAUAUCUGACAGGAUUUUCACAGUGAUUUAUUACCGUAUGUGUUUUUCUCUGUAUAUAUACAGUAUAUAUAUUGAUAUUACUUUUCAGCAAUGAGCCAUGGUCAAUAUAAUUUUUGACAAGAGUUUGCAAUAAAGAGUCUUUCAUGUCAAACUGAAACCAAUUUCUACAAAGUAAUGUCAAAGAAAUGAAAAAUAUAAAAUCUAAAGUAAGUAUUCACCCUCUUCAAGUCAGUAUUUAGUAGAUGCACUUCUAAUCGUGAUUACAACAUCAACCCUGUGUGGACAAGUCUCACUCAGCCUUGCAUGACUAGACAGCGCAGCUUUAGUCUAUUUUUCUUGGCAGUUUUCACAGAAAUCAUGAGUGAAUGGCUUAGUUCAAGUCCAGACACAAAUUUUCAAUUGGAUUGGGGUGUUGGCUCUGGCUCACUUACUUCAUAACAUUCACCUUGUUGUCUUAAAAACAUUUCUGUGUAGCUUUGGCUGUGUGCUUCAGGUCAUUGCCUUACUGAGAAAGAAAUCUUCUCCCAAGUCAUAAUUCUCUUGCAGACUAUAUCAGGUUGUCCUCCAGGUUGUCCCUGUACUUUUCCGUAAUCAUUUUGCCCUCCGCCUUUACAAGCCUUCCAGGGCCUGCUGCUGAGAAGCAUCCCCACAUCAUGAUACUGCCACCACCGUGAUUCACGGUGGGGACGGUGUGUUUGUGAUGAUGUGCAUAAUGUCCAGCCUGAUGACCAAAAACUCAAGUUUGGUUUCAUCAGACUAAAGAAUCUUCUUCCGGUUGAGUGAAGAAUCUCAUACAUGCCUUCUGGCAAACACUAGUCUCGCCAUUAGAUUUAAUAUGAGUUUUUUUCAACACUGGCUUCUUUCUCAGGCUCUCUUUGUUAGAGUUUGAUUAGUUUCUGUGACAGACAUCGGGUUUUAUUUAUUUCUAAGACUUUUACUGGUUUUCUGCCUCCCUUACAUAACUAAUCACUAAUAAUUACUCUCUUUAAAGGUAAGCCCUUACUAAACAUAAAUGACUGGAUUACAUUGUAGGUGCGGACUGUUUUCACUGAACUCGGAAAAUCCAGUUUUACUUAAAGUGCACCUGCAACCUGGAAAAACCUGCAGAACCAUUCACAGCUUGAUUAAUUUUUAGCCCUAAAGAAAAUCAGAUUUUAAAUUUCACCUUGUUUGACUUCCAGCUGCUCUUAUUUAAGUGGAUUAGUUUGUUUUUUAAAUCCCAAAUGGUUUGAUUAUUUUACCAAGUUUGCCUAACAAUAUUUUUUAUUGUUGUUAUCGAGCUUCUCAUUUGUGUGCUUGCACCUUUUAUUGUCAUACUCGGUUAUAUUGAAUAUGGCCUCUAUACCCGAGUGAAUUCCAAUUUAUGGAAAGGUUCAAUGAAUGAGUGAAAUAAUAAACUUGUGCUUUUUGCUCUGC
Molecule: messenger RNA, 4830 nt
Organism: Amphiprion ocellaris (clown anemonefish)
Lineage: Eukaryota; Metazoa; Chordata; Actinopteri; Pomacentridae
Gene: klhl31
Product: kelch-like family member 31
Exons: 3
Coding region: 187-2094 (635 amino acids)
Biological process (GO): negative regulation of protein phosphorylation
Cellular component (GO): nucleus; cytoplasm
Molecular function (GO): protein binding
Source: RefSeq, a predicted model, not a curated record